Acyrthosiphon pisum (pea aphid) is the source of this 1621-nucleotide messenger RNA. Its product is annotated as NEDD4-binding protein 1-like. The transcript is spliced from 6 exons. Gene Ontology annotation, molecular function: mRNA binding; RNA endonuclease activity. Gene Ontology annotation, cellular component: cytoplasmic ribonucleoprotein granule; nucleus. The record is from RefSeq and is a predicted model, not a curated record. Bases 359 to 1603 code for a protein of 414 amino acids. NCBI's taxonomy places the organism in Eukaryota, Metazoa, Arthropoda, Insecta, Hemiptera, Aphididae.
AUAUCGUUUUCUAGUCUCAAGCAUUUGAUGCGCAUAAUAAUAUGGUAUUGGUUACUAUAGGUUACCUAUCUACCGAAUAUAAUUUUUUUUUACGCUGUGUCUAGAUACCCAGGUGCCCGUGAAUUAUAAGAAAAAAUGGUUAGCGUCACUGUUGGGGCUUUGGCCGGGCAUUGAAUAUAUAUAUGUGGAUGGUAUACCGUAUGCUUUAAUAAUACUCAGUGUUUCGUAACUUGCGUCUCACGUGAACUACUGUCGUUUGAAUAUAGAUAAAUUACGUGUCGGAGCCCAUCCCUUAUAUUAGCUUGUCGGUAAAAGAACGUUUAUCGUUUGGGUAGUCUCCGAUCAGAGUUCAGUCGAAAUGAAAAAUUCCAAAUCAUUUACACAAGCAAUGCAGUCAACGCCAUCAGUAACAUGUACAAAAUCGCAUGAUCCUGGGUGCUCUCAGCAGCUAGCAGACUCACCGAAAUCAAGUUAUAUUAUUGAAAGAAGAAAGACAAGGAUACAUUUAGUUUCACCAGAAAUAAAGAGGCGAAAGUGGGCUGAUUCGACGUUGAUUGUAAAAGAAAUGAGAUCAAAAAUAGCACCUAUGGACAUUAAUUCACCAAAUGUAAGUGCAGUUGAGGAUAAGAAUGAACAUUUCGUUCUUACUGUUGAUCAUAAAAGUAUGGAUACGGUUUCUUCCACAGUACCAAAUAUUACAAAUGAUGAAAGCAUAGAUAGUAUUGGUAUUACUGCUGAUGAUAAUAUUACCCUUGACAACUUCCAAGCUAUAGAUCAUGAAAAAACUACACUGAACAUCGAUAAUGUUGAAGUAAUUAAUAUUGCUAACACAAGCAAUACAAAUGAAGAUGUCCCUAGACAAUUUUCAUGUAAUACUAAAUUGCUUGAUCUUCAAAUUAAUAAUUUUCGUACUAUUGUUCAAAAUAAAUCUAUUGAACUUAUUACUAUAUCGGACAACAGUGAUGAUGAAAAUACAUCAAAUCAACAAUCUAUUAAAAAACCACAUAGUUUUAAAUCUGUACCCAAUCGACAAGAUAUUUCUACAACAGGUAAAAGUAGAGCCCCAUAUUAUCGUUAUUUUCAUAACCGUAAUAUGAAAUGGGAAGAAAAAAAUGAUAGAAAGCUGCGAACCAUCAUCAUUGAUGGUCUAAACAUUGGACACGCACAUGGUUUAGGAACGUUUUCAGUGAAAGGCAUUGAAAUAUGUAUACAAUAUUUCACGGAUCGAGGACAUAAAGAUGUGUUAGUGUUCAUUCCAGUCCAUCAUCGGGGACCACCUGGGUCUGAAAGGAAAACCAUACUUGACAAUUUAUAUAACAAAGGGCAAGUUUGUUUUACUCCCAGCAGAAAGAUCCAUAACUUAAGGAUGACAUGCCGCGAUGACCGAAUAAUGCUCGAAUAUGCCAAUAAAUGUGAUGGAGUGGUUGUUUCAAAUGAUAACUUUCGGGAUUUAUACGAUGAAAAUGAAGUAUUCAAAAAAAUCAUUGAAAAUAGACUAGUAAUGGUUACGUUUGUCAAGGAUGACAUAAUUGUUCCAGAAGAUCAAUACAACGGAAGAACGAAUAUCCUGUAUCUUUCGGAUAUUUUAUGUUUUCCAGAAUAAAUGUAUAUUAAUUAUAAA